Messenger RNA from Bombina bombina (fire-bellied toad), 829 nucleotides. RefSeq lists its product as uncharacterized. The coding region runs from base 197 to 694 and encodes 165 amino acids. NCBI's taxonomy places the organism in Eukaryota, Metazoa, Chordata, Amphibia, Anura, Bombinatoridae. The transcript is spliced from 2 exons. The record is from RefSeq and is a predicted model, not a curated record.
CGCAGUCGUUUGUAAGGCACAGCUGCAGGAAUCACUCUGUCUGCAUUGAAAGACUACACCUUUGGAUAUUGGAGGUUCCGAACAGGAGGAGUAUGAAGCUGCACCAACACCACAGCAGGAUGUUCCUACAUUCACUGAAGAGGAUGAGGAUAUCUAUGGCGACACUACCUCCUAUAUCAGCCUCUUAGAAGGUGAUAUGCAGCAGCCUAGGGCAUAUGAGAUGGAGGAUGUAUCAGGCCCUUCUCCAUCUACAUCUGAGACAACAUUUCAUGUUCUGGGUUCUGAACCCCAGCAGACUCAUCCUCCUCAACAAUGGCAGUUCAUGCAUACUUCGCAGCAACAAAUGGCACAGCCCCCACAGCUGCACCAACUGCAGCAGAUGAUGCACCCCCCACAACAUCCUCCUCAGCAGCAGAUGAUGCACCCACCACGACAUCCUCCUCAGCAGCAGAUGAUGCACCCACCACGACAUCAUUAUCCUCAGCAGCAGAUGAUGCACCCACCACAGCAGCAUACAGAUCUGCAUCAUCUGUACUAUAUGCCUCCCACUCCUAUGGCACAACAGGAAUCCACACCACCACCCACUGCACCCACCAAUGUAUUGCCAACAGUUCCAUCACAGACAACCUCCCAGUCACCAAUACGGAGAGACACCAACUGUACAACAGGGUCCGGCACAGUCCCAGCAGGAUGAUCUACUGAGGCUCAUACAUAGAGAGCUUAGGGUGUCCAGGCUCCAGCAGCAGCAGGCUUUCAGGAGGAUACAGAGCCAAAUGGACAUCCAUAAUGCCUCACUCGUCCGCCUGGCAGAGGCAGUGGAGAGGCUCGC